UCGUUUACUGUUCCCAGUGCGCGUUCUCGACCGUCCUUACCUGCUCAUGACGACGUCCACUGUGAGUGAAGCCGAGUGAGCGCGCCCUGCACGAGCGUGUGUUCAAGUUUUAAAGACAUGAACAACCAUGGACCCAAAGCAAAGAGUCAUAGCGGUGAAGCCGAGGGGCCGAAUGGGGACUGGAGCUGGGUGCUGGUCGGUGCCCUGUUCAUCAGCACGGGCCUUGUGUUCGGACUGAUGCGAAUCAUGGGCAUUUUCUUUGUGGAGUUUGUAAAUUACUUUGAGGAGAGCUCUCAGUCCAUUUCUUGGAUCACUUCCAUCAGCUUGGCAACACAGCAGUUUUUCAGUCCUGUGGCUACAGCGCUGUGUAAUGCUUAUGAAACACGGGCGGUGGUGAUGACAGGGGGCUUCCUCUCUGGACUCGGACUCAUUGCUGCAUCGCAGGCCACCUGCCUUGUUCACCUGUACCUCAGUAUGGGUGUCAUUACUGGCCUGGGCUGGGCGCUGGUCUUCACUCCGAUGAUGGCCACCGUUGUGGCUAACAUCUCACAGCGUCGUGCUUUGGCGUUGGGACUGGGAUUAUCCAGCAUUGGCAUUUUCUCCUUCACUCUGUCCCCGCUCUUCCAGCUUCUGGUGGAGAUGUACACAUGGCGAGGGGCCCUGCUGAUUAUGGGGGGCCUCAGUCUCAACAUAAUGGUCUGCGGGGCGCUCAUCCGUCCACAGUGGUGCUCCAAGGCUCUAAAAAAGGUGGAUUCAAAGCCCAGGUCUUCGUGUGCUACAGUGCUGAGACGGGUCUCCUCCUACCUGGAGUUGCCAGUGCUCUUAGAGAGGCCUUAUCUCACCUACACAGCCACCAUUACUAUAUUUAAUGCCGGCUACUUUGUGCCAUAUGUCCACCUGGUGGCUCUCAGCCGAAUGACCGGCUUCUCCGAGUACCAAGCUGCUUUUAUCAUGUCAGCCACGGGAGUGACGGACAUUUUAGGUCGUGUGACGACAGGCUGGUUCUCCGACCUGGGAUACUUUCGGACGAUCCAUUUGCUGAGCUUGUGGGUAGUGCUGGCAGGGUUGUUCAUCAUACUGCUGCCUGUGAGCUCCCUGACGGGUUCUUAUGCUGCACUGAUGGCCAUCAGCCUCCUCUAUGGGUUCUGCUCCGGGGCUUUGAGCUCUCUGGUCUUUGCUGUGAUGCCUAUGAUUGUGGGCGUGGAGCGGGUGAUGGGGGCCCUGGGGCUGCUGCAGCUCAUCGAGAGCGGCGCGGGACUGCUGGGAGCACCUUUGUCAGGGUUGCUUAAGGACAUGACGGGAAACUACACUGUCUCUUUCAUUGUAGCAGGAAGUUUCCUCAUUGUUGGAACUCUGAUCAUGACCACUCUUCCGCACUACUUCUCCCGCACAGAUCCUCCACCGCCACACAGAGUUCCCCACGAUGUCAAAGACAGGGGAGUGCAUUUGGAGUUGGAGCACAUCAAUAAUUCGCCGUCUGACACAAGUCCAAAAGGAGCACAAUGAUAAGACUGUCUAAGAUUCAGGUUCAAAGGUUUACUUCACGCCACCUUCAGUUAGUCUACUGUUGCACAAAUGGCCAAGUGGCUACAUUUUUGCACACCUCCUCACAGAUUCAAACCCAAAGAGAAUAUCACUGUGGAAACUGAAGAGUGGAAAGGAGCCAAUGAGUUGCUCACUCUGUUACACAUCCUAACCUCAGUUUAAUGAUCAGGCCAGGACCUCUGAUCUAAUGUGAGAUGUCUUAGUUACAAAGCACUGAUGUAUAGCUGCUGCGCCCGCACAGGCUGUUUUCUUUUUGUAAUUCUAAUUUCGUUUACAUGGACAGCAAUAUUCCUAUAUUAACCGCCUCAGAAAACACAGUGUCUUAUGUUAAAGCCAAGAGGUAAUCGAUUUAGACAUAAAUAAUCUUAAUUAUGAAGUUCAGGGGGACAAAGAGAACAUGACGAAUGCUACAAACUACAGACAAUUAUGAAAAAAACCAAACUCUAAUGAAAGGAAAGCACAGCAGCCAUUUUUACAUGUUUUAGCACAGGUGUUACUGAUGACGUUAACGAUGACUCUGUUCACUUCACACAAGUCAGUGAAGCAGCAUGCACACCCUGAAGACGAGGAAGCGAAAUGGCACUCGGCCGUUAUUAAUUUGAUUAUUUACACCUGUGAUUUUCCUCAAGGUGUGACUGCGACCUGUCAAAAUGGCUGCUGAACAAAGGAGGUGAACUGUGUAGCCUGUUAGGAAGUCACCAUUUUGACAGUUUGAGCCACGUAAGAUUUUAAAGGUUUUACUUUCUCACCAAGUGAAGGCAUUUAUUUGACCAAAUGAUCACUGUUGUUUAACAAAGUUGUUUUGUUUUGUAAAAGGCCUGUUUUUCAUUUAGUUUGGCUUUUUUUUUCCUGUUUAAAUUUAAUUUCACCUAUGCUCAAUCAAUCACACUCAUAAGCACACAGUUCAAGCCAGCAUUGGAUUUUAUGGGCAACAGUUAGUUUUAUAUUUGCCAGGUUUCAUUUCAUUUCCAAGCUGUGGACCAAACAGUCCACACAACCACAUCCUCACUCCUCCACACAACAUUACAAACCAAAUUAAAUGACACAGAACACCAAUACAGAUAGCAAUCACAGUCUUAGUCAUCAAAUUGCUGGUGUCCAUGCGUUUAAAGAGUAAAUAAUGGGUCAAUAAUGAGGGCUUUACACUUCUUCGUGGGUUUAGAGACCGUAAAUGUCUCUGUAAUUGGCUGCACCACUUUGUGCUGCUGACCAUUAACACUGAUUUACUGUGAGCACGAUAGCUCUGUUAGAGCUGCAGACCAACACACCAGCACUGUUUCUCUUCAGCAAUUCUUUGUUUUUCUAUGGGAAAAGAAAAAGACUGUGAUUUCUUAAGUACAUUUUGUGGGGGGGGGACAACAACCCAUGAGGGUGCACGACUACUUUGAACUGUUGCAUAACAUAAACCAAGCCUGCCUUAAUGAACCACAGAUGACUGGCCACCAGAGCAAGACAUGACCAGGUCACUGUGACCUGGUGGUUUUCUAUAAUCCUGAUUUCAGUGUGCAAGAACUGUUUCACCCAACCAUGAAAUACACUUGGCCUUAUGACUGCUACUCAACAGCGGAGCUUUCAUUGAAUAAGGGGGAAAUGCUAAUUGUACUCUGAAACAUUUUCCUACUUAUUCAGAAACAAGUUAAAGUGGGAUAUUUUGUAGUAAAUUGUGAUUAAAAAAUUAUGUAUUGUUUCCAUUUCA
This is a messenger RNA of Solea senegalensis (Senegalese sole), 3241 nucleotides long. RefSeq names its product solute carrier family 16 member 13 (gene slc16a13). Gene Ontology annotation, molecular function: monocarboxylic acid transmembrane transporter activity. The record is from RefSeq and is a predicted model, not a curated record. The transcript has 6 exons. NCBI's taxonomy places the organism in Eukaryota, Metazoa, Chordata, Actinopteri, Pleuronectiformes, Soleidae. Gene Ontology annotation, biological process: monocarboxylic acid transport; transmembrane transport. Bases 118 to 1506 code for a protein of 462 amino acids.